CAUGCUGUAUCAACUUGUCAUUGUUUGUGUCAAGAGGACACUUGUUAAAAAUUGUGAAUUUAGGAUUUAUUAACUUGUUGUCAUAAACGUUUACUUUAAAUGUGGGAAGAGUUUUGUAGUGAUACAAUUUGUCCGCUUUAUUGUGACGGCAUGUGAUAAACAGUUUCCGGUUAACCAGCCCAUCUGCGAGUAUACCCCGAUAGUGAAAUAAAUCACGCAAUUCAUUCCUAAAGUAAACUUGUUUUACGAUCAAGUUUUAUCUGGUAGCGAAAUACUAUGAGUGCCACUCACAAGGGGCAAACCACAUGUCACAAGACAGAUAAAAUAUAUGGAACCAUCGAAAAGCUUCCGCCUGGGACGAGUAUACUGUUUUGAGCUAUGUACGUCGGUGGAAUAUAUCGGACAAUUUAUGUUUUCGUCACGGUUCAUCACCUGAUGGCCGCCCAGGCAGCAGCCCCUAACGUUAGAGACAAUCUGAUUAAAAUGGUGGGGAAGAAUGAGCAGGUUCCCCCAGGGGGUAAGGACAACCCCUUCCUACAGGAGUUUCUGGAUAUUCACUCCCGGCCUAAAGUGGUGCUUGAGACCAGGGAACACUCAAUGUUUAACCUCAAAAUGGACGAGAGUUUCGAGUUUAAGCCUCCGAUCCGAAAGGCGCCGUUUUCAUCAACCGGCGAACCUUGGCCCAUGCCGGCCAAGUAUGUUUCCAACAAGGAUAAAUUACUGCAACUGAAUACUGCAUCAUUCAAGCUUAAAAUCUUAAAUAAAAACUGUGAUAUUUUAGAAGACGCAAUAAAAAGGUAUACAAACCUCAUUUCUAGUCAUGUUCCUGAGGAGCACUAUGAGUUCAUCUAUAACUUCGACGAAAAAACACGUGCAUUUCGGGAACACGAAAUGCAGGAUAAAUACCAACACGUGACAGAAAUGGGAGAUUUGGAAAUACACGUGGAAAAUGAGGAAUGCCGAUACCCGCACGUGCAAAUGGAUGAGUCAUACAAGCUGGUUGUGAAAGAGGGUGUAUGUAAGCUGUCCGCGGACCGGGUCUGGGGUGCUCUUAGGGGACUGGAAACCUUCAGUCAGCUCCUCUUCCGCAAGUUCAACACAUCGCAGGUGUACGCAAAGGAGACGGAGAUUGAAGACAAGCCAAGGUUUCCACACCGAGGCAUCCUGAUCGACACCUCCAGACAUUACAUACAUAAACAUGUCAUCAGGGACGUUCUGGAUGGUAUGGCAUACACUAAGCUGAACGUGCUUCACUGGCAUAUGGUAGAUGACAACUCGUUCCCCUACCAAAGCGAGGUCUACCCCAAACUCAGUGAAAAGGGAGCUUACCAUCCAACACUUAUUUAUUCACUGAAAGAUAUACGAGAGUUAGUCGAAUACGCUAGACUGCGAGGUAUACGUGUUGUUCCGGAGUUUGACUCCCCAGGUCACUCAUUUUCCUGGUUUGGCUAUCCAGAAAUUAAGAGCACGUGCUACACGAGGAAUGGCAAAGCGGUGCGAGGACCGAUUGGUCCCAUCAACCCCGCCAAGAAUGAGACAUAUGAAUUCAUGUCGAACCUCUUUAAUGAGAUCUUUGACGUUUUUCCGGAUGAGUUUGUUCACCUCGGAGGAGACGAACUUCAUGAUUCCUGCUGGGCAACUAAUCCCACAAUAACAGCAUAUCUGGAAGAAUUCGGAAAUAUUCCACAAGUAGAAGCUAGAACAAGUAAUGUUCAAAAUUACAUCAACAAAGCCAUAGGAUUUUACUUCAGUAGAUUAAUAAAAACACUGAAAGACACUGCGGAACAAAAACAGCAGAGGAAGAACUUUAUAAUGUGGGAGGACGUUCUUAGAAACACAGAGAAGGUUCCGAGCGAGUCCAUCUUACAAGUGUGGAUGGGACAGCCUUCAAAUGUUCGAGUCCUAAACUCUAAGGGCUACAAGGCCCUGUACUCGUCCUGUUGGUACUUAGAUAACAUAGAACAGUAUCCAAUGUGGUCAAAGUACUACGAGUGCGAUCCAUCUCCAUACAGCAGUGAUGCAGAGGAGAAAGGUCGUUUGUUGGGCGGGGAGGCGUGCCUGUGGGCGGAGUUUAUCACCACGGAUACACUCAUGACAAUGAUGUGGCCGCGGUCGUUGGCGCCUGCCGAGAGGUUGUGGAGUCCUCGUAACGUCCGUGACAUCGGCAGUGCUGCGAGGAGGAUAGAAGAACAGAGGUGCAGAAUGAUCAACCGUGGUCUUGCAACUGGUCAUAUAUCAGGACCAGAUUACUGCAUCAGACCGAAUGGAGAGUACUUGAGGAAAACUAGUGAACAUACUGCUGAAAACAAAGUCCCUGGCGUAUUGGACAGAGUGUUAAAUGUUGGACAAGCCCUCGAUCUGGGUGCCGAAUACUCGCUCAACGACUCGCCUAGCGAGAAAGGGGGUCGCGUGCCAUUGGUCGUGUUCACAAAUUAUUAUAACUACUUACCAUUCGUGAAUAUCGUGCUGUCUCUGACCGGCAUCUACCUCCUUUUAAUGGCAUCUAAGUGCUUUAGACAACGACGGAAUAACUUAUAGAAAAAGCAAAUUAUUUAUAUAUAUUUAUUAUGUUAUCAUUAUGUAAUUAUUUAUGGUGUAUUGCGUCUUGUUCUAAUUUAUUUCUUUUGUUUGUUAUAAUAUAAAGUAUAUGUAAGAAGAUAUUAAAAGGUCUUUGUUCCCAUGUUUUAAUGGGCCUGUCUCGUAUGUGUGUAUGGGUCGUUAAAGAUAUUUUGUGCUUUUGAAUUGAGGGAAGCUUUGUUAUAAUUGUGAAUUUAUUUUAUUUAUUUGUUUUGAGCAUAAUGAUAUGUGUAGAUAUUUCAAAUUAACAAACCUAUUUUGUUAUCCGUUUAUUGUCUAGAUCACUGUAAGUGGUUGUUAUUUAAAAUGGUCCCAGCCUUCCAAAGGCUGAGUGGAUAUUUGUUAACAUGGUAGUUUUGUAUUAUAACUUUAAACAUCAGUUAAUUGUUUUAAACGGUUGCUGUUAAAAUAUGCCUUUGUUUCAUAAAAUGGAAUAAAAACGAAUCAGUAUCACAAAUAUAGUUAUUGUAUAAAACAGUGAUUUAACAUGUGUUCGUAUACUGGGAUACAUAUAAAAAGAAGUUUAUAGUAUUUGUUAUACGAUUCCUCGUUUACUUCAUUUUACCAAUGUUUGAUGUAUGUUCGCUCCAAUUAUAGAUGGCAGAGUCUCAAAAUAUUUAAAGAUUUUUUACCUGAUAGCCUUGUUUUUUAAAGCACAUGUACUACACUUGAAGAAUCUUUGUUUCAUUGAAUUUUGACCCAAAAUCGUGACAGCUAGAUUGUUGAUAAUUUGUUUUCAAUGUCAUAGAUACCUAGUGUUUUACAAAUCACUUCAGCCAACUUGGGCCUUUGGGUUUUUAACAAAACAGGUUUGGCCAAUAGAUCUUCAUUUUGACCGCAAAAGGCCCAGUUUUGAGCUUGACCUAUAUUAAUAGAACAAUCCUUCUGACAAAGUUUCAUCCGAGCAAAAGUGGAGUUAACAAGGGUUCUAUUGCAGUCAAACUUGUGUGACCUGGCUUCGCACUCUUACGAUCAAGUAUCGAAUCACAAUAGAAAUGAUGUGCAAAAGUCGAUGACAUGUACUCUGUUGCUGUAUCAUGGCACACGAAGGUCGAGAUGGGAGACAAGGAUAAAUUCAUUGCGGCUUUCACAACCAGCCUGAGGCUGUACCUCUUCAGUGUAGUGUCAGUUGGGUCCUGGCUGUAUCUAGACGACCAUUACACCGGGCGAAAGAGAUGACAUAUGAUUGGUUUGUUUUCGAACGUCUUAGACAGGACCGUCUGACAAAUUAUUUGCAUAUAGUUUUUAGCUCGACUAUUCGAAGAAUAAAGAGGGCUAUUCG
Messenger RNA from Mya arenaria, 3859 nucleotides. Its product is annotated as beta-hexosaminidase subunit beta-like. Gene Ontology annotation, biological process: ganglioside catabolic process; carbohydrate metabolic process; glycosaminoglycan metabolic process. The record is from RefSeq and is a predicted model, not a curated record. The transcript has 16 exons. Bases 379 to 2538 code for a protein of 719 amino acids. NCBI's taxonomy places the organism in Eukaryota, Metazoa, Mollusca, Bivalvia, Myida, Myidae. Gene Ontology annotation, molecular function: beta-N-acetylhexosaminidase activity. Gene Ontology annotation, cellular component: membrane.